Calliphora vicina (urban bluebottle blowfly) is the source of this 830-nucleotide messenger RNA. RefSeq names its product mitochondrial ribosomal protein L22 (gene mRpL22). The transcript is spliced from 3 exons. NCBI's taxonomy places the organism in Eukaryota, Metazoa, Arthropoda, Insecta, Diptera, Calliphoridae. Gene Ontology annotation, molecular function: structural constituent of ribosome. The record is from RefSeq and is a predicted model, not a curated record. Gene Ontology annotation, biological process: translation. The coding region runs from base 107 to 769 and encodes 220 amino acids. Gene Ontology annotation, cellular component: ribosome; mitochondrial large ribosomal subunit.
UUCUUCCAUCCACUGCCAUUUUUUGGUUACGCAGUGCAAUUUUUAGCAAAUAUUUCAAUUAAAUUCUAUAAUUUUAACUUAAAAUCGUAUUAAUAACAAAUUUAAAAUGAAUAAUUUAACGAAGCAGUUAACGCGUCUCUCGGUUACGCCAUUGAAUUUGUUAAAAACCAAUAAAUUAGUAAAUUUAGGAGCACCAAUAGUGGCGGCUGGUUUGCACACGACUUCUAGUGUGUCAGCUCGUUAUAAUAAACACCAUACAGGACCACAGAAAUGGUUGCAAUACAAUAAAGUUGUACAUCCGCCACAGAAACCCGAAGAAGAGCCAAGAAAAGCGUACGUCUGUCAUAUGCGCACCAAUAUCAAAUAUAGUCCCGAUAAAAUGUGGUAUAUUGCCUCCUUUGUGAGAGGCAUGUCUGUCGAUGAGGCUUUGAAACAGCUUAGUUUUGUUUUAAAGAAAGGAGCUGUCGAUGUUAAGGAAGUCAUACAAGAAGCUAUGGAAUUGGCCCAAAAAAGUCAUAAUGUCGAAUACAAAAGCAACUUAUGGAUUGCUGAAUCAUUUGUGGGCAAAGGACGCGUUUUCAAAGGCUUCAGACGUCAUGGUCGUGGACGUUAUGGUUCUGUAGAAUAUAAAUAUUGUCAUUACUUUGUGCGCCUAGAAGAAGGUCAACCACCAAAGAAUUACUAUUUACCUAAUCCCCAAACACCUUCGGAACAAUUUGAAAAUUGGUUGGAACAAAUGCGUAAGCGCAAGGUUAUCAAUUCGUUAUAAAGUGUUUUAAUUUGAAAAUUUUGUUAAAAAUAAAAAUGUUGAUUUGUUAAAAUCAUUUAAA